Messenger RNA from Hevea brasiliensis (rubber tree), 743 nucleotides. Its product is annotated as zinc finger CCCH domain-containing protein 62-like. Bases 61 to 405 code for a protein of 114 amino acids. Lineage: Eukaryota; Viridiplantae; Streptophyta; Magnoliopsida; Malpighiales; Euphorbiaceae. The record is from RefSeq and is a predicted model, not a curated record. Gene Ontology annotation, molecular function: protein binding. The transcript has 2 exons.
GUAAUAGGAACCCCUGUAGGUUCAUGCACAGAGAAUUGCCACCUCUUUUGUAAUAACUGAAUGUCAGACAAAUGUGAUAAAGGAGAUGGAUGCCAGUUCUUGCAUUCAUGGUUUUAUGGGGAUUGGUUUUCGACAUUUGCAAAGCUCAAGGGGCACAUACAGGCUGUCUCUGGGAUUGCUCUUCCAUCAAAAUCCGACAAGCUUUUCUCGGGUAGUAGUGAUGGAGCAGUACAUGUUUGGGACUACAAUACUGGUCAAUCAACAAGCGUGAUAAAUCUUGAUGUCAAAAUGAGGACUUUAAUCAGUGAAGGCCCCUGGAUAUUUGUAGGCUUGCCAAAUAUUGUUAAGGUUAGUUUACAUCUGACUUGUAGUGCUUCAUCUAGCUUGGUUAGUUUCUGCUUAUGAGCUUAUGGCCAUUUUGUGUGUGAUCUUUCAGGAAUAGAACAUUGAGACAGCUGCUGAAUUUAAUCUCGAUGGGCCAGUUGGGCAAGUUAAUGUUAUACCUAUAGCUGAUGUUAUUGAUAUGCUUUUUGCGAGGGCACAGGUAAUUGCAUCUAUAAUUUUUUAAGUUGUUGACUUGUUUACCAGUGGAUAUAAUAAGCUUCUAAUUAUUGAUGCCCGAUUUUGUGGAAAUUUUGAGAUGAUGCAUUAGGCUUUUGCCACAUUAUUAUUGUUUAUUGUUCUUAAAUUUAAGGGUGAGGUACUGAUGUAGCGUAAGUUUUUUGUGUGCUCAUACCUAUGAU